AGUACAUGUGCUAAAUUUCAAGUUAGAAUCAUAGUGUAUAACAAACUCUUUUAAAAAUUAAAAUCUUGAAAUAUGAAUGAUCUCCACUUUUCAAGCAUAUAUUAUAACAGAAUUUCUUUACUCCCAAGAGUCCAAAACCUCACCAAACACAAGAGUACAUAAUAAAGACUCAAAACGUUUCAGAAUCUGAGAAAAUUUGGUGGGUUUGAUCCGAUGGAGCAUAAAGAUGGUUCGGUUGAAGAAACACAUUUUGGAAUAGAGAUGCAGCAGGGGAAUGGGGGGGCGGUGAAGAAAAGAGAGAAGGUGGUGAAGAAAAGCUGGGAUGAAUCUAAAAAGAUGUGGGAAAUUGCAGCUCCUGCUAUGUUAACUGCAGUGACUCAGUUUUCCAUUGGAUUUGUGACUUCUGCAUUUGUUGGACAUUUAGGAGAGGUUGAGCUUGCUGCUGUUUCUAUUGUUCAGAAUGUUAUUGAAGGCUUUGUCUAUGGGGUUAUGCUAGGAAUGGGAAGUGCCCUGGAGACAUUAUGUGGCCAAGCUGUUGGUGCUGGACAGUUUAACAUGCUUGGAGUCUAUAUGCAAAGAUCAUGGAUCAUUACUGGAGUCACAGCAUUGUGUUUAGCUCCUUUUUAUAUUUUCGCUUCGCCAUUACUACAGCUUCUUCGUCAAGACGUAGAAAUUUCGAAGCUUGCUGGAAAAUACUCAAUAUGGGUGAUUCCUCAAUUGUUUGCCUAUGCAGUAAAUUUCCCGGUACAGAAGUUUCUCCAAGCACAGAGCAGAGUUUGGGUUAUGACAAUGAUUUCCAUUGUAGCCCUUGCAUUUCAUGUGCUUUUGAAUUGGUUGCUUAUCACAAAGCUCGAGCAUGGCCUACUUGGAGCUGCCAUUGCAGGGAACGUUUCGUGGUUGAUCAUUGUCGUCGCUCAGGUAGUUUACGUGGUUUCAGGAUUUUUCCCGGAAUCCUGGAAUGGUUUUUCUUGGUCAGCUUUUAAGUCAUUAGCUGGCUUUGUAAAGUUAUCUCUUGCAUCAGCUAUAAUGUUAUGCUUGGAGUUAUGGUAUUUCACAGCUGUGAUUCUUAUGGUGGGCUGGUUGAAGAAUCCAGAAAUUGCAGUUGAUGCCAUUUCCAUUUGCAUGAACCUGCAGCUAUGGACAUUAAUGAUCGCUCUCGGUUUCAAUGCAUCAAUAAGCGUACGAGUUUCCAAUGAACUCGGAGCUGGAAAUCCAAAAGCAGCAAAAUUCUCCGUAAUUGUGACGGUUCUAACAUCCACAGUGAUUGGAGUAGUAUGCACAGCUGCAAUUCUGGCAACCCAAAAUGAGUUUCCAAAAGUGUUCACUAGCAAACCAGAGGUGAUGAAGGAAGCAUCAAAGCUCGGUUACUUCUUGGCAGCAACAAUCUUCCUCAACAGCAUCCAACCCGUGCUGCAUGGUGUAGCUGUUGGUGCAGGCUGGCAACUUUCAGUUGCGUUGAUUAAUAUUGCCUGCUACUACGUUUUAGGUCUUCCUAUCGGUGCAAUUCUAGGGUACAAGUUCAAGCUUGGAGUUAAGGGCAUAUGGACAGGAUUGUUGGUCGGUGUUGUGACGCAAAUAGUCAUUCUUAUGUACAUCAUGUUCCGAACGAAUUGGAAUAAAGAAGCUGUGCAAGCUGAACAGCGAGUUAGAAAUUGGGGCGGUGUCGCUCCCGAGCCUCAAGAAAAUGCGUCAGAGGAAAAUAUAAGUGAGUGAUUGAUAUAGUGUGAAACCAAAAUUGAUCAAUACCAUAUCAUCUGGUUGCUGAUUUACAGAGCAGAGUUGUCAAAGCUGCCUCCUAUAUUCUAAUAUUACUCUGUUCAGUUUCAUAUAUACUUCACUGUUCUGUUCUACUGAUCCUUAAUCCUAUAUUAUGACUAUCCAGUUUUGCAAUUACAUCAUAGAUUAAUUUUCAUGUAAUACAUACUUAUUCAAUAAACUUAAUCCUAAUGAUAAGAAAUACUUGCGAUUUUAACAA
This is a messenger RNA of Mercurialis annua (annual mercury), 1975 nucleotides long. RefSeq names its product protein DETOXIFICATION 33-like. Gene Ontology annotation, cellular component: membrane. The coding region runs from base 214 to 1713 and encodes 499 amino acids. Gene Ontology annotation, biological process: xenobiotic detoxification by transmembrane export across the plasma membrane. Lineage: Eukaryota; Viridiplantae; Streptophyta; Magnoliopsida; Malpighiales; Euphorbiaceae. The record is from RefSeq and is a predicted model, not a curated record. Gene Ontology annotation, molecular function: antiporter activity; xenobiotic transmembrane transporter activity. The transcript has 8 exons.